AGAAGCGGAAACGGAAGCUAAAGGACGAGUAAAAGAGAAAACAACGCCAGAGACUUUGUGAGUCAGUUGCUGUCGAAAACAGCAGAAGGACCUAAAAGUGUAGUUGUAAAUGUGUGAGAAUGUGUGACGUGCAGGAGCUCAUGUGUCUGAUCCAGCAGCAACAGGCUGCUGCGGCUCGAGACACAGUGGAACUGUUUGAAAGGACGUUAGCGGCGCACGAGGAGCAGCUGCGGCAGUUAAGAGAGGAGAACGAGCGGCAGAGAAAGCAGCUGGACGCUCUUUUACAGCCUCAAGUUCGACUAGAAAGAGCAGUGUUGCCUCAGCAGCUGCUGGUGAGUAAAGAAGAGGUUCCCCCUGAGCAGCAGGAGUGCAGCCCCAGUGUGGAGCAGGAGGAGCCAGAGCCCCCCCACAUUAAAGAGGAACAGGAGGAGCUCAGUAUCACCAAGGAUAUCCCAUUCACUCCUGCCCCUGUGAAGAGUAAAGAUGAUGAAGAGAGAGUUCAGUCCUCACACCUUCAUCAAAGCCAAACUGAGGAGAACAGAGAGGCAGAGCCUCCGGCCAGCAGCUCCACUGAAACAGAAGCUGAUGAAGAGGAUUUCCAAGCAAGUAGUGAUGGCCAGCUGCUCUCUUCACACUCCUCUGAAUCUGAGACUGAAGACAGUGAAGAUGACUUGGAGGAGACUGGAGAGCCUCAGUCAGGUUUAGCCUCAGUGAGUGAAGUCCUUUUCAGCCAUGACAGAUCUGAGGCUGGAGAGGAGUCGUCUUCCUUCUCUGUGAAGAGAGAGAAACCAUUCAGCUGCUCAGUUUGUGCUAGGAGAUAUUGGCAUAAAACUCACUUAAACAAACACAUGAAAGACCACAACAAACCAUUCAGCUGCCCAGUUUGUGCUAAGAGAUUUGCACGGAAAUUUUACCUAAAGAAACACAGGAGAGUCCACAAAGAAGAGAAACCUUUUUGCUGCUUAGUCUGCGCUAAGAGCUUUACACUUAAAACUCACUUAUACAAACAUAUGAAAGUCCACAAAAAAGAGCAACCUUUUAGCUGCCCAUUCUGUGCUAAGGAAUUUUCAAUCAAAAGUCUAUUAAACGCUCAUAUGAGAGUCCACACAGGAGAGAAACCUUUCAGCUGCUCAAUAUGUGGUAAACAUUUUUCACGGAAAUCUGGCUUAAAUGCACACAUGAGAAUCCACACAGAAGAGAAACCUUUCAACUGCUCAAUUUGUUGUAUCAGUUUCAGACAGAAAUAUAACUUAGAUGCACACUUGAGUAUCCACACAGGAGAGAAAAAUUUGAGCUGCUCAGUCUGUGCUAAGAGAUUUACAGGGAAAAGUCAAUUAAAAAUUCAUAUGAGAGUCCACACAGGAGAGAAACCUUUUCGCUGCUCACUUUGUGGUAGACGUUUUACACAGCAAUCUGACUUAAAUACACACAUGAGUAUCCACCCAGGAAAGAAACUUUUCAGCUGCCGAUUCUGUGCUAAGAAAUUUAUAUGGAAAAGUCAAUUCAAGGUUCAUAUGGUACGCCACAUAGCAGAGAAACGUUUCAGCUGCUCAAUUUGUGGUAUCAGUUUCAAACAGAAAUGUAACUUAAAUGCACACAUGAGUAUCCACACAGGAGAGAAACCUUUCAGCUGCUGAGUUUGUGGUAAAAGUUUUAGAAAGAAAUGUUCCUUAAAUAUACACGAGUGUCCACUCAGGAGAGAAAACUUUUAGCUGCUCAAUUUGUAAACAAUUUACACAGAAGUGUAGCUUAAUCACACAAGAGUCCACACAGGAGAGGAAUCUUUUAGCUGCUCAAAUUGUGGUAAAUGUUUCACUCAAAAAAAAUAAAGAAACACAUGAUUGUCCACUCAGGACAGAAACCCUUUAGCUGUUCAGUCUGUAAUCAGAAUUGUACAUGUAAAAGUCACAUAAACAGACACAUGAGAAUCCACUCAGGAGAGAAACUGGGCAGCAGUUUCUGCAGGCAUGACCGUGUUAAAAGUCUUAAGUGUGUUGGUGAGAGCAGCAGCAGCUGAAGCUGCAGAUCUGCUGCUUGAACUGAAUUGUUCAACAGGACAACAAACUAGAAAACAUGAUGACUGUCCAUGACUCAGGACGAGGAAACUCAAACUCUUCUCAGUCAGUGUUGUUGUUGGAGAUGCAGCCACAUGUGAACACUGCUCACACACAUCUUGUGUUAAUGCAAGCUCAUUGAAGAGAGAAAUUCUUGUUGUUGCUGUCCGGCUCAAAUUCAGGUUUAUGUUCCCUUGUCACUUUGAUCAUCUGAUACAUGUAAGUUAAUGUUCUGGCCAGCAACUCAACAUUUGUCAUUCUUUAUUGGAAUUAUAUUCUUAGACAUCAAUGUAGUUUAUUGUAGUACACACUUUGUUUUCUGCAUUAAUAACAAGGAACUGUUCAGGAGGUGUCACAGUUUCUCCAAAUUUCAAAGCAAUAUGACAGAUUGACAGAUGGAAUGUUGACAGAUGAACAAAGGAAUGGCAAUUUUCACAAUAUGUGGUAUUGUACUUCACAUUGUAACAUGUUUCUGUGUGGUGAACAUCAGUUUGGUUAUUGAUGAGGUGAUGUUGCAGAUGUAAGCAUGUUGCCUUUUUACAAAUAUAUAGUUUGAAGUGCAGAGUGUUUCUUCCUGUGUCUUGUUGUGGACAGUCUUCUCAUGAACCUUCCACCCAUGUUGAUUUUUGUAUUGUUUUCAUUAUGUGUAUAUGAGGUAAAAUCUGUUCAUUGUACUUUCUUUUUUUUGCACAGUAUGUGAUAUCAGGAGGAAAAAGAACGCAUUAAUAGGUGAAGUCGUAAUCACAGAGCAGGUGUGUUUACUGAAACACAUUUUUUUUAGUUUCACAUUUAGCGUACGAUGAAUCCAUUAGAUUGUUUGCCUGUAAAUUAUUGUUUUGAUGUCAGCAGGUGUGAACUAUUCAUAUAACUAUUCAUACUUAAAUAAAUGCAUUUAGUUAAGUCACUA
Myripristis murdjan (pinecone soldierfish) is the source of this 2961-nucleotide messenger RNA. Its product is annotated as zinc finger protein OZF-like. Lineage: Eukaryota; Metazoa; Chordata; Actinopteri; Holocentriformes; Holocentridae. The transcript has 2 exons. Gene Ontology annotation, biological process: regulation of transcription by RNA polymerase II. Bases 120 to 1637 code for a protein of 505 amino acids. The record is from RefSeq and is a predicted model, not a curated record. Gene Ontology annotation, molecular function: RNA polymerase II cis-regulatory region sequence-specific DNA binding; DNA-binding transcription factor activity, RNA polymerase II-specific.